Messenger RNA from Brassica oleracea var. oleracea, 2447 nucleotides. RefSeq names its product putative pentatricopeptide repeat-containing protein At1g12700, mitochondrial. The coding region runs from base 213 to 2027 and encodes 604 amino acids. Lineage: Eukaryota; Viridiplantae; Streptophyta; Magnoliopsida; Brassicales; Brassicaceae. Gene Ontology annotation, molecular function: protein binding. The record is from RefSeq and is a predicted model, not a curated record. The transcript is spliced from 2 exons.
AUUGUAUGCUAGCUAGCUCUAACAUCUCAUCACAUGUGUGCAUGAGAUCAUGAAACAUUGAAACUAAAGCAUAUACUAUAUAACAUUAAAAUAGUUAUUUUGUUAACUUGAAUUGAUUGUAUAAUUUGUCAUCAGUCGCCAAAAACAUUAUUAACGGAGGUAGCAUAUCGGCACAAGCUCUUUGCAGCAUUUCGACGAACACGUUGUGUGCGAUGAUGUUGUUCUGCAGAAAGUCGACCACACUUAAUCAAAAUGCUUCGAGAUUCGUUCAGCUUCAUCUCUCGGAUACAGGUACGCUUAGAACCGACUUGCUCUGUAACUUCUCUGCCUUCUUCUCUUGCUGGGAACGAAACUUCUCUAGUAUUACCGAUGUGAAAGUCUGUUUCAGAGAGAGAUUGAGGAACGGACUCGUCAAUAUCAAGAAAGAUGAUGCUGUUGCUCUCUUCCAAUCCAUGAUCAGGUCUAAUCCUCUUCCUACACUCAUCGAUUUCAGUAGACUGUUCAGUGGCAUUGCCAAGACAAAACAGUAUGAUCUCGUGUUGAAUCUCUGCAAGCAAAUGGAACUAAACGGGAUUGCACAUAACACCUACACUCUCAACAUUAUGAUCAACUGCUUUUGUCGUAGUUGCAAAACUUGUCUUGCUUACUCUGUUCUGGGGAAAGUCAUGAAGCUUGGGUUCAGCCCUGACACAACCACAUACAACACUCUCAUCAACGGACUCUGUCUCGAAGGCAAAGUCUCCGAAGCUGUGGGUUUAGUCAACAAAAUGGUGGAAAGCGGAUGCCAAGCCGACACGGUUACGUUUGGUUCAAUAGUCAAUGGGAUAUGCAAAUCAGGAGAUACUUCUCUGGCUUUGGAUUUUUUGAGGAAGAUGGAGGAAAGUGAUGUGAAGGCUGAUGUGGUUACGUACAGUACAGUUAUUGAUAGUCUCUGUAGAGAUGGGUGUAUGGAUGAUGCAGUUAAUCUACUCAAUGAGAUGGAGACGAAAGGGAUCAGGUCCAGUGUUGUUACGUACAAUUCUCUAGUAGGUGGGUUUUGUAAAGCUGGUAGAUGGGAUGAAGGUGCGAAGGUCUUGAAGGAUAUGAUUCGGAGGAAGAUGGUCCCUAACGUCGUCACUUUCAAUGUGUUGAUUGAUGUUUGUGUCAAAGCAGGGAGGCUUGAGAAGGCUAAAGAGUUUUACGAGGAGAUGAUCACGAGAGGUGUGUCUCCCAAUACUAUUACUUAUAACUCGUUGGUAGAUGGGUUUUGUAUGCAGAACCGGCUCGGCGAGGCUAACAAGAUGUUGGAUGUUAUGGUUGGGAGUAACUGCAGUCCUGAUCUUGUGACUUUUAAUAGUCUUUUGAAAGGGUAUUGUAAGGUGAAAAGAGUUGAUGAGGCUAUGAAGCUCUUCAGAGAGUUUCCUGAGAGGGGGUUGGUUGCUAAUGAAGUUACUUAUAGCAUCCUUGUUCAAGGGUUUUGUCAAUCCGGGAAAGUUAAGAUCGCUGAGGAGCUUUUUCAAGAAAUGGUUUCGUGUGGUGUUGUUCCUGAUGCUAUGACGUAUGGUAUAUUGCUUGAUGGUUUGUGUGAGAACGGGAGGCUUGAGAAGGCGUUGGAGAUAUUUGAGGAUUUGCAGGAGAGUAAGAUGGAGCUUGAUGUUGUUAUGUAUACGAUUAUGAUUGAGGGGAUGUGCAAGAGUGGAAAGGUGGACGAUGCGUGGACGCUGUUCUGUAGCCUAGGUUUGAAAGGAGUGAAGGCUAAUGUUAAGACGUACACGGUGAUGAUUUGGGGACUGUGUAAGAAAGGGUCGUUGUCUGAGGCGAACACGUUGCUUAGAAAAAUGGAGGAAGAUGGGAAUGCGCCGAAUGAUUGUACAUACAACACUCUUGUCAGGGCAUAUCUUCGAGAUUGCGACUUAGCCAAAUCAGCAGAACUUAUUGAAGAAAUGAAGAGUUGUGGGUUCUCAGCAGAUGCUUCUACUGUUAAGAUGGUGAUGGAUAUGUUAUCUAGCGGUGAAUUGGACAAAAGCUUUUUGGAUAUGCUUUCUUAGUGGUUUGUUGUUUUUGUGUAUUGUCUCAGAGCGUUGAAAAAGAGACGGAGUAGAAGAACUAAGGGAACUUCCUUGUGGGUGGCCAUCACUUCCACUGCUCAUGCGUAGACAAAUGGUUGUACAUGCUCAAGAGUAGCAACUUGGAUCACGAGGAAGUCUAAAAGAAACAGAUUUGCUUAAUAGUGACCCACAUAGCAGUUGAUCAAAGGAACUUAAGGGUCCAAAGGUAAAACACUAGUAUGAUGCAUUGUUUGUGAUAUGAUAUCAUAUAUAUAUAUACAAAUUUAUUAUACGUUUGUUUGUUUUUAUAUAUUAUGGUUUGGAAAGGAAUCAGGUUCUGUAAAUCCAUAUCUAUCAUCUUUCACUUGCAACCAGUCUUUUGUAUUACCUCGAAUUGUCAGAGACUUUCAUCAUCUGGAG